GUUGCAACCUUAGUUGCCCUACACAAAAUAAAUUUUGCCAAAUUAAAUAUCUACAACCGAUCAAUUUAUGAUGGCUAGCUCAACCAUGCUGACUAAAAAGGCGGUAUGCCUAAUCUUCAUAACCAUGAUAGUGGUUGCACCUCAUGCCGCGCAAGCCUUUUCAUGUGGGCAGGUGGUAACAAUGCUUAUGCCAUGCCUCAAUUACUUGAAAAAAGGUGGAUCCAUCCCAGCGAAUUGCUGUGGAGGGGUUAAGAACUUGGCUAACUUGGCUAAGACUAGGCCUGAUCGCCAGGCAGCUUGUAAGUGCAUCAAACCCGCCGCUAAGUCCUAUGGGAUCAACUAUGACCUUGCUAACAAGCUCCCUAAGGCGUGUGGUGUCAAUUACAAGAUCAACAUCAGCCCCGAUAUUGAUUGCAAUAAGGUGACGUUGUUCUGAAGCUGAAGGUGACUAGCAUGCAAGACCUAGUAAGAUCAUUUCGUGGAAUAAAGAGUCAAGCUUUAAAUAUGGAAUAUCUAGAAUAAAGUUUAUGUAUAUCUAUCUUUGAAAUUACUGGAAAAUCAUGAAGAGUACCAAUGAGUAUCGAUCAUUUAUUAUUUGGAAGCCUAUACUUUUCCAAUGUAAUACAUAAAUAAAAUUAUGAUAUACGAAGUAUGUUGUUGCAUACGAUCCUAUGUGCUAGCU
Chenopodium quinoa (quinoa) is the source of this 682-nucleotide messenger RNA. Its product is annotated as non-specific lipid-transfer protein 1-like. Gene Ontology annotation, biological process: lipid transport. Lineage: Eukaryota; Viridiplantae; Streptophyta; Magnoliopsida; Caryophyllales; Amaranthaceae. Gene Ontology annotation, molecular function: lipid binding. The record is from RefSeq and is a predicted model, not a curated record. Gene Ontology annotation, cellular component: membrane. The transcript is spliced from 2 exons. Bases 68 to 436 code for a protein of 122 amino acids.